Messenger RNA from Hypomesus transpacificus, 2075 nucleotides. RefSeq names its product chemokine (C-X-C motif) ligand 12a (stromal cell-derived factor 1) (gene cxcl12a). Gene Ontology annotation, molecular function: chemokine activity; chemoattractant activity. Gene Ontology annotation, cellular component: extracellular region. NCBI's taxonomy places the organism in Eukaryota, Metazoa, Chordata, Actinopteri, Osmeriformes, Osmeridae. The transcript is spliced from 4 exons. Bases 88 to 384 code for a protein of 98 amino acids. The record is from RefSeq and is a predicted model, not a curated record. Gene Ontology annotation, biological process: defense response; chemokine-mediated signaling pathway; positive regulation of cell migration.
UAGCUAGUCGCUACACUCAACCUGUCACAGUGUGCUCUUGGACUUACUGAAAGGAACAUCGGACAGCGACUGUGCCGUUGAUCGAGCAUGGAUUUGAAAUUAUUGGCGUUGAUGGCUGUGUUAACAGUGGUGACGUAUGUGCCUGUUUCACAUGCCAAGCCCCUCAGUCUGGUGGAGAGGUGCUGGUGUCGUACGACAGCCAGUACCGUCCCCCAGCGCAGCAUCCGUGAGCUAAGGUUCCUACACACUCCCAAUUGCCCCUUCCAAGUGAUAGCCAAACUGAAGAACAACAAGGAAGUGUGUAUCAACCCAGAGACCAAGUGGCUGCAGCAGUACCUGAAGAAUGCCAUAAACAAGAUGAAAAGAUCCAAACAGGCCAACUAGAGAGUAAGCGUGAGUCUGCAGGAUGGACGACUGAGGGACGCCACCUAUCAACACGUGUGUAACGUGUGCUCCACUGAUGCGCUGAACAGCACUUAUCCUGACCCCCCCUCCCCCUUGAAACUCCCCCCACUCCUCAAACCCUCCUCCACCUCUCCACCACCAAGCGACCCUACCCCCCCAUCCCCCCACCCCCACCACCUUCCCCCAUCCGCCAAAACACCAGCAACACUCCCUCUUCAGUCCAAGGACUCUCCGCCCCCCCGCUACCCUCACGUGCCCCUCCCCCAACCCAAUAUAGACACCCCUUUAGCACACAGAAGUGCAGUUAUAGCUAUGUAAGUGUAUGCCUUUAUAUCUAUGUGAUGUAUACGUCUUCAUUAUUCUACGCCUUCUUCUCACUUCAUCGGUAAAGUGCUACGUUUUGAAGGAAAGGUAGAGAGAGCAGGAGGAGUGGUAGAGACUUAGGAAGAAGGGAAUGGUCACCAUGACAUCUGUGACUCACUGUUCCCCUUCGCUGUUUCUGUCAGCUGUUACUGAGGGGCACUGCCUUGUGUGUAUGCCUCACAUGCACACACACAAAGACGCACACACAUACACAUAAGAGAGCUACAGAUACAUGGAGUACAUAGAAUGUACAGAGUACAGCAACUGUCUGUUCAUACAUGUCUAGGUUGAUUGUGUCUGUGUCCAGUGUUCCAUAAAUAACACAAAAGUCUGUAAUCCAGUUCUUCCAGAUGCUUGCUCAAAACAAGAGGAACACUUGGAGUCUGGUAAAUUCUACUUUCACAUUUGAGGUUUUUAGUUAAUAAGGUAUCAUGAUUUUGAGUAUUUUAACUGGGUGGCAUGUUGGCAAUGCCGAUCGUUCCAAGACAGUUACAUUUUAGAAUGCAAUUAGGGAUUGUUGUUGUCAUGGAAGGUUUAGAGCCAGCAUGGUGGGCAGUCUGGUGGAGGGUGAAAAACUCUGGAGAUGUGUGAUGCUCUAAAGGUUAGACCUGCUUUGAUCUCACCUCUGUGUGUGUAUGUAUUUGUGCUGUGUAUGUGAGAGAGCGGGAAUGUGGAAGGAUUGGAAUGUUAUUAUUUUUCGAUCAAAUGCUGAAAUCUAGAACAUCUGGAUAUCAAACAGUGCAAAUGAAGCGACCAAUGAGUGUGUAGCCAACCCUUUACCGUAAUUCUAGAUUUAUUCCACUUCCCCACGACCUGCCUGAACAUACCUCACACACUUCACGCACACACCAGACAUGUCACACACAUUGGCAAACAAACACUAAUUACAUCACACCACUAUCAUCUGAUGUAUCGUGUUACAGCAACCUUCCUAUGUGAGCCAUUGCCAGGAAAAGGAUGGUGCUAUAAAAAAAUCAGUUAUAGGAUGUUACAUGUAGUUUAGCAGUAGUUCCAGCUAGUACUCUUUGUGUCACAUCCAACUUUAAAGACAGUCUGAGCUACUUUCUUUUGAUAAUACCUUCAUCUUGUAGUCUGUUUGUUCUUGAGCCUCCUUUUAAUGUGUGAAACAAAUAAUAUGCAAAUAUUUUAUUUUUGUACUCUUUUAUACACCUAAUGCAUUGAUACCAUAUGAAGGAAAUAGAAUGUAUCACUCACUGUAUUUUGAAUGUGAUCCCUCCACCCUGGUGUAACUUCAUACUAAAGCCAACAUGUAUGUACAACUGUAAGUAAACUGUUAUCCAACACUA